UUUCCAACCCCAAGAACGCAACUCUGACCAGCCGCUGCUCUGCGCGCUGCCGAACUCCGUCUUGCUGCAACGAGUCUUCAGGGCAGCCUGCGAAGAUGCCUGCACCACGAAAAGACAGUUGCCGACGCAAACGAAACGUAGGCGGCACUGACAAACCCUAUCAUGCUGAGGCCAGGCAACUGGAUUACCCAUCUGAUGCGAACAGAGGAGGAGGAAGAGGAGGGAUCGGAGGAAGUGGACAAGGAGGACGACGUUGCUAACGGCGAAGCUAGAAGUGCCGGCGCCACAGAAGAAGACCCAAGGCUCUGCCCCGGCAGAAAAAUUAGAGGCGGCUAGAUGGGGUCCGAGCGCAUGGGGAGGGCUGGGGGGCAGGUCUGCAGAACGCUCCAAACGGCGUUUGACAAACUUGACGCCACUUUUCGUGGUGGCCCUGCAACAGAAGCUUGCCGCCCCGGCAAGGCGCCGCGGCCCUCUCGGACCGCGCGGCCCCGGCGGGGCCGGGGCCGCCCGGGCCUUUUCCAGCGGGUGCGCCGUCGGCCUUUGUACAAGCGCGGCGGGGGGGAGAGGUCGCGGCCCCCGCGCUGCCCCCCUCCCCCCCGCUCCUGGCCUGCUCGCGUGGGGAGCCCACGCAGCGCAGAGUCCCCCCUCACUCGUCAGGCGCUGCAGCCGACGCAGUCGUACUUCGGCGCGCCCGCCUUCAGCGCGUCGAUGGCCUGCUUCUCCACCGACUGUGCCGUGCUGGCCGCCGCGGAGGCCACGAGCACCUGCCGGAUAGCCGCCCGCGCUCUCCGUGAGCGCCGGCCUGGUGCUCGCGCGCUUCACCUUCUCCACGUCCACGGUGAACUUGAUCGCGUCCGCGGCGGCCUUGGUGCGAAGGUAGUACAUGCCGGUCUUGACCCCAGCUGCCAGCCGUGGAAGUGCAUGGAGGACAGCUUGGAGGCCGAGGCGUCGACCAUGUGGAUGUUCAGGGACUGCGACUGGUCGAUGUACUUCCCGCGGUCGGCAGCCAUGUCGAGCACCACCCUCUGCUUGAUCUCCCAACCGUCUUGUAGAGCUCCUUCAGAUCAGACGGCAAGUCCAAACCCUGCACGCUGCCGUUGUGCGCGAUCAGCUGCAUGCGCAUGUCCUCCGUCCACAGGUCACGCCGGAUCAAGUCGCGGAGGAGGUGCCUAUUGACGGUCACGAACUCGCCAGACAGCACGCGGCGUACGUACAGGUUCUGCGUGUAAGGCUCGAACGACUCGUUGUUCCCCAGGAUCUGCGCCGUGCUCGCGGUCGGCAUGGGAGCGACCAGCAGAGAGUUCCUGGAGACCGUGCUUGGCAAUCUUCGCCUUCAGGCCGGCCCAGUCCCAGCGCCCGCUCUUGGGCGUCUGCUUCCAGAGGUCGAACUGCAGCAGGCCGCGGCUCGCGGGCGAGCCCUCGAAGGUCUCGUACGGCCCGUCCCUCUCAGCCAGCUCGCAGGACGCCUCGCAGGCCGCAAAGUAGAUGGUCUCGAACACGUCCUCGUUGAGCCUCCUCGCGGCCUCGCCCUCGAACGGCAGCCGCAUCAUCAUGAAGGCGUCGGCCAGGCCCUGCACCCCGAGGCCCACAGGCCGGUGCUUCAUGUUGGACGUCCUGGCCUCCUCGACCGGGUAGAACUUCCGAUCGAUGACCAUGUUCAGAUUCUUGGUCACCACCUU
This is a messenger RNA of Prorocentrum cordatum, 1679 nucleotides long. The record is from the annotation of a GenBank genome assembly. NCBI's taxonomy places the organism in Eukaryota, Dinophyceae, Prorocentrales, Prorocentraceae.